AUGUCCCAGCAAUUCGUUGAAGUGCCUAGCCAUGGUGAACUAUCCGACGAAGAUAGUGGGAAUUAUGAAGAAUGGAUUCCCUCAUUCUGUGCUCGAUUUGGGCAUGAAUACUUCUGUGAGGUACCAACAGAGUUUAUUGAAGAUGAUUUUAAUUUAACUUCUUUAUCCCAAGAAGUUCCACAUUACAGAAAGGCACUUGAUUUGAUAUUGGAUUUGGAAGCCAUUAGUGAAGAGGAAGAAGAAGAAGACGAAGAUAUGGUAGGAGCUAAUAAUGGACAGACAGAUGAACUAGUAAAGAAGAAGGCUCAGGCAGUAAAUAGAAGCAUCAUUGAACAUGCUGCAGAACAAUUGUAUGGUCUAAUUCACGCAAGAUACAUAUUGACCAAACCUGGGUUGCAGGCCAUGGCAGAAAAGUUCGAUCAUAAGGAAUUUGGUACUUGUCCACGUUACCAUUGUGGUGGAAUGCAGUUAUUACCUUGCGGGUUAAGUGAUACUAUAGGCAAAUACACUGUGAGAUUAUAUUGUCCUAGUUGUCAAGAUUUAUAUUUACCACAAUCAUCCAGAUUCCUAUGUUUGGAAGGUGCAUUCUGGGGGACAAGUUUCCCUGGGGUCUUCUUAAAACAUUUCAAAGAAUUGGAAGAUUAUGUUGGUCGUAAGACUAAGAAUAGUUAUGAACUAAAAGUGUUUGGUUUCAAAAUUAAUGAUCGAGCCGUAUCCGGACAGAGAAUGAAAUGGUUAAGACAAUAUCCAAGUAAUGAGGAGGAAUGGGAAGAAUUUGCUAAAUGUGAGUUUGAGAUCCCAAACAUUGAUUGA
Molecule: messenger RNA, 813 nt
Organism: Naumovozyma castellii
Lineage: Eukaryota; Fungi; Ascomycota; Saccharomycetes; Saccharomycetales; Saccharomycetaceae
Gene: CKB1
Product: casein kinase 2 regulatory subunit CKB1
Exons: 1
Coding region: 1-813 (270 amino acids)
Source: RefSeq, a predicted model, not a curated record